Actinia tenebrosa (Australian red waratah sea anemone) is the source of this 586-nucleotide messenger RNA. Its product is annotated as epidermal growth factor-like protein 7. Gene Ontology annotation, molecular function: calcium ion binding; protein binding. The record is from RefSeq and is a predicted model, not a curated record. Lineage: Eukaryota; Metazoa; Cnidaria; Anthozoa; Actiniaria; Actiniidae.
UGUCGCGCUUGGGUACAUCGGCGUCUUGAGUCGGCCACCGUUGCGCUUAGAAACACAGAUCCGUAUAUUUUCAUAUUUUUGUAYCUUCAAAAACUGAACCAUGGCGAGCAUAAAGUUAGUCGUUGGAAUUUUGUUCCUGUGUUGUUUUCUUCGGGGAUUUUCGUGCGUGGAGUCUGCAGAUGAACAAGACACGCUAUCUGGCCCAGGGGUUAAUGUAUGUGUCAGAAAAAGGUCGCAGGUAAAAUAUUCACUGACUACGAAACUGUUCUUUGAACCCGUCUACAAGCCAAUUCUGCAGCCCUGCAGCAAUUGGUCCAGUCGCGUCUGUUCUUCCUACAGCACAACUUAUACAAAGAAAUUCAGAAAAGUCAGGACAAGCAAACUUGAGACUAUAACUAUGUAUACAUGUUGUCCUGGCUGGACAAGAAUACGUGGCAGUAACAACUGUGAGAUUGCAACUUGCACACGACCUUGUAAAAACAAUGGAAAAUGCACCGGGCCUAACUCGUGCACRUGUGCUGAAGGAUGGACUGGGUCGGACUGUAGCAAAGGUGAGUACAGAUAUGUUUGUCCUUUGAAUCUGUGA